Aedes albopictus (Asian tiger mosquito) is the source of this 4510-nucleotide messenger RNA. It is a transcript of the gene Reck, whose product is annotated as reversion-inducing cysteine-rich protein with Kazal motifs. The transcript has 7 exons. NCBI's taxonomy places the organism in Eukaryota, Metazoa, Arthropoda, Insecta, Diptera, Culicidae. Gene Ontology annotation, molecular function: protein binding; metalloendopeptidase inhibitor activity. The coding region runs from base 1030 to 3960 and encodes 976 amino acids. Gene Ontology annotation, biological process: extracellular matrix organization. The record is from RefSeq and is a predicted model, not a curated record. Gene Ontology annotation, cellular component: plasma membrane.
UCGAUUUGAAAAUUAGAUGUGCGAAGAAAGUUCCACUGUCGCUGAUCGUGAGACGAUGCUGACGACGAUGAUGAUGAUCGUGUCGUCGUAGAUUAUGCUCGAACCGCAUGGUUGGGAUGGCCGUCGCGAGUGGCGGUGUGACAGCCUUCUUUCAUUGCAUUCCAUUCGAGUAGAAACGCGCCGCCGCGUGCGACACCAAAGUCGUCAUCCGUCCGUCCGUCGUCGGUGGGUCCCGUGCGCGACGGAGGACUCUUCUGCUGCUUGCCCGGCGACUGGCGGAUCCGGCGUGAAGUCGUAAACCGAAUCGAUCCUCUGUCGCGUACGGAGCACGAGUUUAGUGCUCAACGAAUCGUGAUCGCGAUAGGACGUCCGAGUGUGUGAUCGGCCGGUUAGUUGUGGAAUAAUAAUAAUAUUUUUACGCUGUCGUUUCGUUUCCGUACAGCUACUUGAGUUUCUAGAGACGUGCGAAAAAAUAUAAAAAUAAGAGAGUGAGUGAUCUUCGUUGUGAUGUCGUCUGACUGCGUCUCAAGUGGUGCUGAAAUGGUUUAACAGGCUGGCAUAAGUUUGCAGCGUUUGAUAGCGCCGGGCACUUUGGGAACAAGCUACACCUUGGUUUAUUUAUUUUUACUCGGAAUGGAAUGAUCAAAGCGGCCGGACGACGUAUUCGACGGAUUGUUACUAGUUUUCCUAAACGCUGACCUAGUUAACAGGGUCUGGUUUUACUAAACGAUGUGUAUUAAUAACGAACUAUAAAUUGAUGGCUGACUAUGAAGUGGAAGUGCUGCGGUGAAUCUUAAUUGGGCAGUUACAAAUAAUUGCAUAAUGAGCGGCGAUAAGUGAUUCAAGUUUAUCGAAGAAGUGGCGACUUGCGGUGCAGCGAAACCUCGGAGUCUUUAAAUUUUGAAUGGGACAGCUUGUGACUGACCACGAGACGUGCCGCGAGUGAGCUUAUAUAGCUUGGAGAGGGGUGUUAAGUUUCAAAGCGAAUGAGCGUGUUUCCGUUGGACAGCAGCUUGAUUACGGCGGACAAUGAGUUGGCGUUAUCGAGUGUUGGCGCUUUGUGGCUUGGCGGCAGUAUCGCUUGCAUGGAGUUCCGGAUCGGCGGAAUAUCAGGAUGACGAUUUGACGCAGCCAGCUUAUGUUAACAUGACAGAUAUCUUCUCAUGCUGUUCGGGUGUGCACGGUUCAUGUAAAGCGGCGUGUGAAAGCCUGUCACUGGUCAAACUUGCAACAGACAGCGCAAACAAAGAUUGGAAGCUGCACGAUAUACGACGGUUAUGCCAAUCAUCUGAGUCUCCAUUUUGGCAUUGCAUGAACAACACCCUAGCAUCUAUUCAAAAAGGCAUGACCUGGCCUGGUCGGGCAUGUUGUGCAUUGGGAAUGUCCCUGAGGUGCCAGAAUACAUGCGCGAGGGCAUCUAGAAGAGAAGACCUGCUGACUGGCUGUCGACACAGUGACGAACAACAGCUAUUCAACUGCGUCGAGCGGCAAGAGGAUGGCGAUAGCUGUUGUGGUCAGGCCAGAACAUCGGAGUGCUUACUGGCGUGCAAAGAUGUCUUUCGGUCGAAUCAAACCCCCAACAAACACCAACGGGAGUUGGUGCAAAAUACAUGCAGUAACAACAAUACGGAUGUUUUGCAAUGUAUCAAGGGAUACGUUGAAGUGACUAUCAAUGGAAAUUUGAAACAUUACCUUCCAUGCUGUGAUCAAACAACUGAAAGCCAAUGUAAAAAAGCGUGUCGUGACACUCUGUUGGAUGGCAGUUUUACAGAAGAAGAAACCAUCGAUAUUCUUCAAAGUUCAGGUUGUGGAGUCCCUUUGCCACAUGAUCCGUUGUGGAAGUGUUUCUUCUCGUUUGGUAAAAGUAAAGUAGUGCCAGUCAAUUCGAACGAAAUAUCCCGCAUCAACCAGGUGGGAAUGGAUUCGGCCAAGAUGCAUUGUUGCCUGAAAGCCAACUCAACCAGAUGUAGGAAAUUUUGCAUUGCAACGUACUCAAACGAGUGGACUACGAAUUUAGCGGAGUUCGAACAAGGUUGUUUGCUUUCUAUGGAAGAAUACAGUAUGAAACAAUGCGUUGAUGAAGUCGAUGAACCAUGUGAGUUGGGCUGUGAUGGCCUUUCGUAUUGCAGUAAUUUUAACAAUCGUCCAACGGAGCUUUUUCGCAGCUGUAGGGCUCAAUCGGAUAAUGCAGCCCUAAGUGAUGUGGAACAGUGGAAGGAACAGCACUUUGUUAGGUUGCCUGGUAUUAAUCUUCCGAUCCGAAACAUAAGCGAGUGUUCGCUGGAAACGUGGAAAUCUAUUGCAUGUUUGUUACAGAUAAAGCCUUGUACUCGAAGUUACCACACCAAUCGGAUCUGCAGAGAAGAUUGCUAUGAAGUGCUGGGACGUUGCGUAGACUGGAAUAGGAUGACAGUGAAGCAUUCAGUAGCCUCCCUCUGUGAGAUGUUUUCUCCCAACGAUGACAAUGAAUCGGAAUGCGUUUCGCUGAAAAGAUAUCUAGAGCCUAGUGAUGUUCUGUUAAAGAAUACUGAUGUGCUCCUAGUUUCACCUUGUAAGGGGAAUCCUUGUAACUCAAGCCAAGUUUGCAUCGUUAAUCGGGAUGGGACAUUUGGAUACAAGUGUGUCAACGGAUGUCCUCUUGGAGAAGCUUCCUCUUAUAUGGUGCCAGAAGGAACAUUCGUUCGAAUUCCAGUGUCAUCUACAAUUAAAGGAUGCCUCAAAGUAUGUCGAUGUGGAGCUGGUGGCAGGAUAGAGAAAUGCCAACCUAUUCCGUGUAUAAGCUACGAUUCAUGUGUUCUUGCGGGAAAACGUAUCGAGCACUUGUCGUUCUUUUAUGUAGAGUGUAACAUAUGUAGUUGCUUUGCUGGUGAAAUCACCUGUACCAAGAAGCAAUGUCGUAGGCCAGGACUUACUAACAAAUCGUUCACCACAUUGCCCUGCAAUUGUCCUGUCCACUAUGUCCCAGUUUGUGCCCGCAAUGGCAAUACGUACCCUUCGGCAUGCAUAGCUAAAUGUGCUGGCAUUCAGGACGGAGACAUCCAGUUUGGACCCUGUCGUGCCAGAGAUCCUUGCGAUGGAAUUGAAUGCAACCCAUUGUCAGUAUGCAUUCCGGAUAGGAACGUUUGCUUAUCUACGAUGCACAAGCCGUGUCCUCAACAUCAAUGUGUAAGCUUGGCAUCUGUCAACUGUUCGGUGAUAACAUCUAUUCGGGACACGAACCUGAACUUCUACCCUACUGUAUGCGACCUGGUCAAGUCGGGAGGUUUGUUUGCGUAUCGGGAGAAGUACUUCACGCACUGUGAAACUUCCAGGAAGCGCACACAAGUUUGCGGGGUCAACGGAAUCACCUAUCGGAGUGAAUGUGAAGCGUGGGCUGACUACUCCACGGUCGACUACAACGGGCCAUGCCAAGAGGUUGGUGUGAUAAGUGAUUCACUGGAAGCAAAAUGUAGCUCGGUUAAAUGUCCCAAACGGAAGUCCUAUGAAUGCAGCCAGGUGAUUCCGCCAGGAGCGUGCUGUCCUGUUUGCGGGACGGCCUUGCGAAUUGUGUAUUCCAGGAAGCAAGUUGAUCGUGCCUUGUAUGCCCUGAAAGGCGUGAAUACGGAAAUCCUUACCCUUAAAUCUAUCCUUAGCUCUCUAGAACGAUUACUACAAACGGUGGAAUGUAGAAUAAGCGGACAGCUGACUUUCGAGAACGACAUCUAUGUGAUUGUUGAGAAUGUGUCCAAGCAUCCAAAUUAUUUGCAAGUUGAAAUUUGUAGUCGCGAGGCGGAAAAAUUAGUUACCCUGAUAAGAACGCAAAGUCAUAUGAUAACUAGCGAGCUCAAUCUUAGUGCAUUGAUAGUUGCUAAUUUAGUCAAAACAAACGUAGACAGUGGAGCCCAUAAAAUAAGUAAUAGUUUGUUAUUAGUGUUGAUAUUUGUGCAAUCCUUAAUUCUAGUUCGAUCAUUUCUCAGAUGACCUAUGAUGUAAUUCAUACCGUGAAAAUUUAGUGCCACAUCCAUAUUAGGAGACUCUUACCGCAAUAAAAGCUGUGAUAUUUGUGAAUUUAAUCCAAUGUACCAAAGUAUGCUUAGAUUCCUGUAGAUAUGGUUGCAAUAAACUUCUAGUCCUGGUUUUUGUUACAAAAACUUGUAAACAGUGUGUUUUUUAACUUGAGGUGACAUAAAACCAGUAACAAAAAUACUAUAACCACAGAGAAACAGACGUAACACUUGGAACAAAUUAUAUUAAAAAUCAUCGUCACGAAAUCGUAAUCGCCCACGCCCAGUGCUAAUCAUGCCAUGAUUGUACAAGCCACCACUAGAUGACGAUAGUGAGCAAACGUCAAACAGGAGCAAAAACGCUACCAGCGCCACGACUGGUAAAAAAAAAUAGUUUUUCUUUCAUGAGCAUGCAGCUCAGGCUGCGGCUUAUUUUUCAGAAGUUGUCUAAACCCGGAAUUCGUAAGCUCUUUUGGAUUCAAACAACAUAAAAAGAGAAACGUGUGAUUAAAAAAUUUUGAGAUUUA